AGCGCUGAAUCCAUCCCACUGAGCCGUGAUCCCACAACCGGAGCCGCUGACUGACGUUGUAAGAGACAAGAAAACGGGUUCUAAUGGAUACUACAAGGGUCUGAAUCUGAACGAACACUGACGAUAUUGAAAUAAUCCCGUUUCUGCGUGCUGAAAAUGGAUUCAGUUGUUAGUGUGUCUGUAUGAGCGGCGGGUGAAGACGGAGGAGGGAGACACCGGGGGCUGCAGUUGUUGAAUCCUUUUUCGUCCUGACGGAUAUUUUGGAUCAAACCUCAUGUGUCUCACUCCGGGAGGGCUCUUUUUCCCAUUCAUGUGCUAACUAAAGUAUACCUCCACCAAACCCCGAACCAAGCCUGCUCUCCCGUCCACGUUGGAGGACUUUCUCCCCGCCUGGUGAAGAGCGCAUUCAAGCGAACAAAGUGGCAUUUUGGUUUUGAAGAAAUGGAGUCGGAAGAUGCGGAUUGUCAACUGCUCGACAUGGCUGUUUCUCUGUAACAUUUCAUACAUCCCUGGGAGGUUGUCUGUCUCAACCCGACGUCGACGGGUAAUUAUAUGAUAGAGAGACCAGACAGCCUUGUUUUCCUGCUGGAUUCAACCCACCCCGCAGUGGACUCCAGACAUUCCUCAACACAGGAGAAGACGACGUCUGUUAGUCCGGGAGAUCGCAUCGGCUGGCUGCCGACGGUACCGAUACUGACGGUACUAACACCGACGGUACCGAGAAGUCAACAUUUAGGAAUACAAGUCAGGGACGUGUUCAUUUUGGUCCACGUUCUUGGCCUUUAUUUGUGUGGCCUGAGAAGCGACCAUAUUGUGAGCAUUAAUUAAUUGGGGUCAUUCCCGUUGUUUGUUUCUGACGCUGGGAGGAAGUUUCUUUUACCGGAAUGAAGUCUGGCACAGAAACGGAUCCGUUGACCUUGUUCUGUGGUCUGCUGCUGUGUGUCUCCGCGACCUGCCCUCGGCCCGCACAUGGAGAAAUUUGUGGUCCCAGCAUUGACAUUGGUAACGACAUCAGUGAGUUCCGUCGCCUGGAGAACUGUACGAUCGUCGAGGGUUACCUCCAGAUUCUCCUAAUAGGAGACAAGAACUACAACCUCAACCAGGAAGUGUUCCGCUCGCUCUCCUUCCCCAAACUCACCAUGAUCACUGACUACUUGCUGCUGUUCAGAGUCUCGGGCCUGGACUCCCUGUCCACCCUGUUCCCUAACCUCACGGUGAUCCGAGGGCGAAAUCUCUUUUAUAAUUACGCCCUGGUGAUCUUUGAGAUGACUUCUCUGAAGGACAUCGGCCUCUACAGCCUCCAGAACAUCACUAGAGGAGCCAUCCGGAUCGAGAAGAACCCUGAGCUCUGCUAUCUGGACUCUAUUGACUGGUCUCUUAUCAUGGAUGCUGAGUUUAAUAACUUCAUAGCGGGGAAUAAACAGAGUAAGGAGUGUGGGGACGUGUGUCCAGGCAUCAUGGAGGACAGCCGUCGAUGCAUCAAGACCAACUUCAAUGACAACUUCAACUGUCGCUGCUGGACCUCUAACCACUGCCAGAAAGUGUGUCCUGAUAAGUGUCAUGCGUGUACAUGGGAUGGUGAGUGUUGUCAUGGCCAGUGUCUGGGUAGCUGUACGGAACCUAACACUGAUUCGUCUUGCGCUGCCUGUCUCCACUACUACCACGAGGGGCGCUGCGUUCCAGACUGCCCCCAUGAUACCUAUAAGUUUGAAGGCUGGCGCUGCGUCACCCUGGACUUCUGCUCCAGCGUCCACCUGCCUGACUUCGACCGCUUCGUCAUUCACAGAAGAGAGUGCAUGUCUGAAUGUCCUUCUGGAUUCACACGCAACAAGAGCAAGAGUAUGUUCUGCAGUGCGUGUGACGGGCUAUGUGAUAAGAUCUGUGAUGAGAAGGUCAUUGACUCCGUGACGGCCCAGUCUCUGAAGGGAUGUACCGUCGUCAAGGGCAACCUACAAAUCAACAUCCGUAGAGGACAGAACAUAGUGUCUGAGCUGGAGAGUUUCAUGGGAUUGAUCCAGACAGUGACUGGCUACGUGAGAAUCAGACACUCUCAGACGCUGGGCUCCCUGUCCUUCCUCAAGAGCCUCCGCUACAUCAAUGGAGAGGAUCUGAUGGACGACAUGUAUGCUUUCCAUGCAGUAGACAAUCAGCACCUCCAGUUCUUGUGGGAUUGGACCCAGCACAACCUGACCAUCCGGGCCGGGAAACUGUUCUUCCGAUCCAACCCUAAACUCUGCAUGUCGGAGAUCCGGAAGAUGUGGCAGAGGACGGGUAUCACAGAGAAGUUUGAGGAGGACGACUUCAGGAACAACGGAGACCGAGCAAGCUGUGAGAGUAAGAUCUUGCGGUUCAAGUCCAACAGUACGAUGUCUAACCGUAUCAAAGUGACCUGGCAGCGCUACAGACCCCCAGACUAUAGAGACCUCAUCUCAUUCAUACUAUACUACAAGGAGGCUGCGUACCAGAACAUCACAGAGUUUGACGGCCAGGACGGUUGUGGCUCCAACAGUUGGAACAUGGUGGACGUGGACCUUCCCCAGGAGAAGAAUUCUGACCCAGGGGUUCUACUGUCGCCUCUUAAGCCCUGGACCCAGUACGCCAUCUACGUCAAGGCCAUCACUCUGGUGGCAGAGGAUAGACACAUCCUGGGAGCCAAGAGUGAAGUAGUCUACAUCAGAACCAGCCCCUCAGAGCCGUCCAUGCCCCUGGAUGUGAGAACAUACUCUAACUCCUCUACCAACCUGGUGGUCCGCUGGUCUCCCCCUGCCUCCCCCAACGGGAACCACACCUAUUACCUGGUCCGCUGGCAGCAACAGGCUGAAGACAGAGAGCUAUACCAACACAACUACUGCUCUAAAGAACUGAAGAUCCCGGUCCGUAUAGCUGCUACCGGGUUGACUGACAUGGAGGAGGACCUGAAGCCUACUAAACCAGACGUUGGUGGGGGGGACAAGGGGCCGUGCUGUCCCUGUCCUAAAUCUGUAGGAGACCUGGAGGCAGAAGCAGCUGACGCUUCAUACAGAAAAGUCUUUGAGAACUUCUUACACAACUCUAUCUUUACCCCCAGACCUCCAGACCGGCGCCGUCGGGAUCUAUUUGGCGUGGCUAACCGUACCAUCCACCGUGGUGUGACCGCCUACCCUAACGCCACGUCACCUGACCUUUGGGCCAACGCUACAGAGGCAGAGUUAGCGGACAGGGAGUAUGACUUCGUAGAGUGGGCAGUCAGCGAGCGGGAGCUGCAGAUAUCCGGUCUGCAGCCGUUCACGGUUUACCGGAUCGACAUCCACGCCUGUAACCAACAGGUGAAACGCUGCAGCGCGGCAGAGUUCGUCUUCUCCAGGACCAAACCUGCAGAGAAGGCGGAUGACAUUCCAGGCCCAGUGAUCUGGACUGGAGAGGAUGAUUCUGUGUUCCUCCGCUGGCCUGAACCCUCGUCCCCCAACGCACUCAUCCUCAUGUAUGAGAUCAAGUUCAGACUGGGCACUGAGUCAGAGAAGCAUGAGUGUGUGUCUCGCCAGCUGUAUCGAGAGCAGCAUGGUGCCAGGCUCAGUAACCUUGGAUCUGGUAACUACUCUGCCCGGGUCAGAGCCACCUCCCUGGCUGGCAACGGAUCCUGGACUGAACCCAUCUCCUUCUAUGUAGUACAGGCCCAACGUUAUGAGAACUCUCUCUACAUCAUGAUCUUUGUUCCCAUGGUAGCAGUCCUGAUCAUCUGUCUCCUAGCCACGUUCACCAUCAUCAACAGGAAGAAGAACAGUGACAGACUGGGGAAUGGAGUUCUGUACGCAUCAGUCAACCCUGAAUACUUCAGCGCUGCAGAGAUGUAUAUACCAGAUGAAUGGGAGGUGUUGAGGGAGAAGAUCACGAUGAACAGAGAGCUUGGUCAGGGGUCGUUUGGCAUGGUGUACGAGGGCGUUGCUAAGGGAGUAGUCAAGGACGAGCCAGAGACGUGUGUGGCCAUUAAGACGGUGAACGAGUCUGCCAGCAUGAGAGAGAGAAUAGAGUUCCUCAAUGAAGCCUCUGUCAUGAAGGAGUUCAACUGUCAUCACGUGGUGCGUCUGCUGGGUGUGGUUUCCCAGGGCCAGCCCACCUUGGUCAUCAUGGAGCUGAUGACUAAAGGAGAUCUGAAGAGCCACCUGAGGUCACUACGGGCUAAAGAUCCGUCCCAGUCCUACAGUCUCAACCUCCCUCCUCUGAAGAAGAUUAUUCAGAUGGCUGGGGAGAUAGCUGACGGGAUGUCUUAUCUCAACGCUAACAAGUUUGUCCACAGAGACCUGGCCGCCAGGAACUGUAUGGUGGCAGACGACUACACCGUCAAGAUAGGUGAUUUUGGUAUGACCAGAGACAUCUAUGAGACAGACUACUACCGUAAAGGAGGAAAGGGGUUGCUGCCGGUCCGAUGGAUGUCCCCCGAGUCCCUUAAAGAUGGAGUGUUCACCACCACCUCUGAUGUCUGGUCUUUUGGGGUGGUGUUAUGGGAGAUAGCCACACUAGCAGAGCAGCCCUACCAGGGGAUGUCCAAUGAGCAGGUGCUGCGCUUCGUUAUGGACGGAGGACUGCUAGACAAACCAGACAACUGCCCAGACAUGCUGUUUGAGUUAAUGCGUAUGUGUUGGCAGUACAACCCUAAGAUGCGUCCGUCGUUUCUGGAGAUCAUUAACAGCAUCAAGGAGGAGCUGGACCCACCGUUCAGAGAGAUGAGUUUCUUUUACAGCGAAGAGAACAAGCUUCCAGACACAGAGGAGUUAGACAUGGAGGUAGAGAACAUGAAGAAUGUUCCUUUAGGCCCAGCUGCCUCUUCACGGCCCCCCAUCCCCUGCCCCCCCACCAGCUCCGGGUCCGCCCUGCCCAACCAGCCCCCUCCUCCCCCCUCCCAACAGACAUCAGCCUCCACGGCCCCCGACGAUCCAUUAACGCUGGGCUCCACCCCCCCUUCAGCCCAGUCCUCUGGGCAGGUUCAGCCCCAGGCUCCCUCGUCCCCCUGCUCCCCAGCCCUCGGGGCCACCAGCCAGGCCUGCUGCUCCCGAGUGGCCCCUGGCCCCUCCUCAGCCCAGAGCUCAGGGGCUUCAGGACAGGUGGAGUCCAACGGCCCGGAGGCGGUCGCCCAGGUCCUGCUGCGACCAGCCUUCAAUGGCUCACCGCCCUACGCACACAUGAACGGAGUGAGGAAGAAGGAACGUGCCAUGCCCCUCCCACAGUCCUCGGCCUGCUGAUCCUAGUGGACCUCUCUCCAUCCCUCAUCCCUCUUUUCUAAAGAGCUUGGUGGACUCCUCUGUGGUGGGACUCCUCUGUGGUGGGACUCCUACUUUUUCAUUCUGUUAUUGUAUUGACAUUUCUAUCAACUGCCUGAUAUAAAGCACCUCCUGCUGAGGCCUGCUGGGAGGACCCUGAACCACAACCUGAACAACUGUGUUUUUUACAUAUAUUCCUUUAGGCCCAGCUACCUUUAUAUAUAAAACGCAAGUCUGUUGUUCAGGAAGGUUUCUGGUUACCGCUACCAGUCAAAAGUUUGGACACACCUACUCAUUCAAGGGUUUUUCUUAAUGUUUACUAUUUUCUACAUUGUAGAAUAAUAGUGAAGACAUCAAAACCAA
Molecule: messenger RNA, 5597 nt
Organism: Oncorhynchus kisutch (coho salmon)
Lineage: Eukaryota; Metazoa; Chordata; Actinopteri; Salmoniformes; Salmonidae
Product: insulin-like growth factor 1 receptor
Biological process (GO): positive regulation of phosphatidylinositol 3-kinase/protein kinase B signal transduction; positive regulation of kinase activity; insulin-like growth factor receptor signaling pathway
Cellular component (GO): plasma membrane; insulin receptor complex; axon
Molecular function (GO): insulin receptor substrate binding; ATP binding; phosphatidylinositol 3-kinase binding
Source: RefSeq, a predicted model, not a curated record